GCUCUAAAAGAGGGACAAAAGUAUCAUAAUAGCAUAUGAAAUAAAAGAGUUGUAGUGUGUUAUUAUUGUUCACAUAUGACACACAAAUUAAAGAAAUAAUGGAGGAAGGUGGUGGUGGAGAAGAGAGGAGGAUGAAGAUGAAGGCGAUGGUGGCCAUAGAUGAGAGUGAGGGAAGCUUCUAUGCUCUAAAAUGGGCCCUUGAUAACUUCUUCAGCACUAUAUCCAUUGACAAUAAUAACAACAAUGAAGAAGGCAGCAUAAUGGUGUAUCUUGUUAAUGUUCAAUCCAAAUUCCAACAACAUAUCUACCCUGUUGGAGUUGCUGGAGCUGGGAAACAUAAGCAUCAGAGCCAAAAGAAAAUGGAAAAUCUGAAUCAACUUUAUUAUGCUAAAAGGAGUAAUCACAUGGAGAUGCACAAAGAGGCAUUACUGAAUGCAAGAAACACCAUCAUAUUAGUUGCUGUUUGAUUGCAACUGUGACUUUUGCUGCUGGUAUUGCUCCUCCUGGUGGUGUAUACCAAGAAGGACCAAUGAAGGGGAAGUAAAUGGUUAUCUGUGAUGCUGAUAGCACUUGGUUGUGGCUCUCUUGGGACAAUCUUCAUUGGUCUUAGUGUGUUGCUGGUUGAACAUUGGCUGAGGAAAUCCAAGUGGAAAAAUACAAGAAAGGAAGGUGCAAACUCUGAUGGAGAGAGAGAGUCAAACCUCAGAUGUUGAGAGCUCUUAUUUACAUGGCUACCAUUCAUACUGAUAAAUUUAGUUUGGUUCAUAAUGAAAAUAAUGUGUCACCAUCCCUACAAUAGUGGUCAAUUAUGUAUACAUUUCAUACAAGAAUUCAUAGAAAGCUACUUGAUCAGUUGAUCUUUAAUCUAUGGGUGAAUACCCCAUCCCGGCCCCUGAUAAUUUUUUCGAAGGGCUACGAGGCCCCGAACACAAAAAAUAUCCAUUUCAGCCCCUGAUCAUGAUAUAGGACUGUGUUGUUUGCCAUGACAAGGAACUCUCAAUAAACUAAUACAAUGCAUUUUUAUAUUUGGUC
Molecule: messenger RNA, 1032 nt
Organism: Arachis ipaensis
Lineage: Eukaryota; Viridiplantae; Streptophyta; Magnoliopsida; Fabales; Fabaceae
Source: RefSeq, a predicted model, not a curated record